This is a messenger RNA of Macroventuria anomochaeta, 486 nucleotides long. RefSeq lists its product as uncharacterized. The record is from RefSeq and is a predicted model, not a curated record. NCBI's taxonomy places the organism in Eukaryota, Fungi, Ascomycota, Dothideomycetes, Pleosporales, Didymellaceae. The transcript is spliced from 4 exons. Bases 1 to 486 code for a protein of 161 amino acids.
AUGCACUUACCGAAACUCCUUCAUAAGCAAGAGAAGAAGGGCGGUACUGCUUAUAGUGCAGUCGAGGUUGAUGCAGACGGCUUGGAUGCAAAAACAGAUAAGGCUCCUACAGCUCCGGAUUGGCCUGCUGAGCUUCACCGCAUAGAGAAUGCACCAACAUGGCUUGAUGGUCGGGAUGUCUCGCCUCAUGGCAAGCAUAUACAGGACGCCCUCCUCAUCGGCCCCAUGAUCUAUCCUCUCGACUUCACUGCGCUUGGAGGUCGAGCUCUAAGGAAGUUUGCAUUGUGGAAAUCUGGCGAGGGUGCGACACUUGGAUUCUUGAAGCAUAUGGUCGGCAGUCAGAGCCUAGUAGCCACCGUCGGACACGCUCUCACUUUACACUCGCUGGAUGUGUUGACAGUAGCCCUACUCGCGUUCUGGACUCUUUCGCCACUAGGAAGUCAGAGUGUCUUGCGCAUUCUCUGUUGUUGUCUCCAUAGGCGUUGA